AUGAGUGAAGAGGAGCCACAAAAGAGAGAUGAGGGAUUUGUGGUGAGAAAUGAGGAUGAGUUUGAAAAUGAGAUAGUUGAUGUUGAGAGAAAGGAGCCACAAAGUAAGAAUGAGAGAGAUGAGGAAAAGGUAGAAAAGCCCCCCAUGAAAGUAUACAAGCCUCCCAUUCCAUUCCCUCAUAGGAUUGUUGAAAAGAAAUUGAAUGAAAAGUUUUCAAACUUUCUUGAAAUCAUGAGAGGACUUCAAGUAAAUAUCCCCUUUCUUCAUGCUAUGUCACAAAUGCCUACAUAUGUAAAAUUUUUGAAGGAUCUUUUAUCCAACAAGAGUAGGCUUGAAGAGAUUGCAACCAUAUCCCUUCCUAAGGAGAUUAGAGACUUAGAGGCUAUGGAUGCUUUAUGUGAUCUUGGGGCAAGUGUGAGUUUGAUGCCCUAUUCUAUUGCUAAGAGUUUGAAAGUGGGAGACUUGAAGCCAACAAGAAUGUCCUUACAAUUGGCCGACCGCACGGUUAGGCUACCUUUGGGAAUUCUUGAAGAUGUACCGGUUCAAGUUGGAAGAGUAUUUGUGCCAUGCGAUUUUGUGGUAAUGGAAAUGGAAGAAGAUACUACGGUGCCCCUAAUAUUGGGAAUACCGUUUUUGAACACCGCGGGUGUUGUAAUUGAUAUGAAGCAAGGAAGAUUGACCUUGAAUGUGGGAUAUGAGAAAAUAUCAUUUUCAUUCCCACAAACAUUGAAAAAGCCAUUGUAUGAUGAAGUUCAUAGAGUUGAUACAUUGGAAAGGGACUUAGAGAAGUUCCAAGAAAAUUUGUUUGAAUGA
Molecule: messenger RNA, 813 nt
Organism: Chenopodium quinoa (quinoa)
Lineage: Eukaryota; Viridiplantae; Streptophyta; Magnoliopsida; Caryophyllales; Amaranthaceae
Exons: 2
Coding region: 1-813 (270 amino acids)
Source: RefSeq, a predicted model, not a curated record